Leishmania braziliensis MHOM/BR/75/M2904 is the source of this 1785-nucleotide messenger RNA. RefSeq lists its product as hypothetical. Gene Ontology annotation, cellular component: nucleus. The record is from RefSeq and is a predicted model, not a curated record. The transcript has a single exon. The coding region runs from base 1 to 1785 and encodes 594 amino acids. Lineage: Eukaryota; Euglenozoa; Kinetoplastea; Trypanosomatida; Trypanosomatidae. Gene Ontology annotation, molecular function: cis-regulatory region sequence-specific DNA binding; protein binding.
AUGCAGACGUGGUAUCGCCCCCAUCCGUACGGCAUUUACCCUCGAGGCAACGCCGUCAAGCGCUCUGACAUAUUCGACCGUCUCGGCACUCUUUCUCUCUUCACCACCGCAACGACGCAUGACGACAAGGAGCACACGGAGCAGCCUUACCUGGACCUCGUUCAGAGCGUUCUUGCCUUUCUCGCGGUACCCGAUCUGUGCCGACUGUCGCGCAGCUGCACGGGCUGGUAUGUGCUCGUACACUGCACAGAUGCCUUCAAGACGGCGUACACGGCGUUGUCGCCGUCGUACCUGCGAUUCCGUGGCAGCUGGAAGGAAACGGCUGUGCGAGGUUACGUAGCAGCGCAUGACCACACCUCGGACGCGGCCCCCGUCACUUCCACCACGCAUCGAACUCCCUACAAGAAGUCGAGGGUGGAGAGCAAGGGUAAGCGGGCCGCUGCGACGCUGGUUGGUGAGACACCUGUCGCGUUUGUAAGCCACACCCCGGUGUGCGUGCGCCAUCACUUCUUCUGUGAUCAACUUUUCCAGGCAUGGAUGUGCACAAUUCUACCACCCUACUACCACCUGCACACCGUCACGGAGGAGCGGGAGGAGGCGUCGUCGUCAUUCUCGUCCUCCUCGGCACGGACUGAGAAGUGUGCGGGGCAGACCUAUGGGUCUAAGGGCCGGAGAACUCAGCGAGAUGCGGCAUGGCCCGCCUCGACCACCAGGCUGGCGGAUUCGGUGGACGCAACUCAGAGCCACAGCCCACCGUACAUCUCAAAGUUUCGCCCUGUUGAACGGCGCAGUUGCAUUUCCGUCGCUGAGUUCCACGAGUGCUUCGAGAAGCCGAACUUACCGGUGGUGAUCACAGACGUAGCGACGGAAUGGCCACUCUUCAAGAUCCUCCAGGGCCGCUUCACCAACUUGGCGGACAAGAAGGACUCCCUCAUGCGUAGCGGCUGCCCUGUGACGUCACCGCUGCGCUGCGAGCACACAAAUAUGAAUCUGGAAGACUAUGUGCACUACGCGACGGAGCAGAACGACGAGCGGCCGAUAUACAUGUUUGACGCCGAGUUCGGCAGUGUGCUGGAUGUGGAGAGGCUGUACACGGUGCCGCCCUGCUUCGCCCGGGACGACUUUUUUUCCAUACUUGGCGACCGCCGGCCCAAGUUUCGCUGGAUCAUCGCAGGCCCGCAGCGUAGUGGCAGCAGCUUCCACGUGGACCCCAACUACACCAACGCGUGGAACGCGAACAUGACGGGCCGCAAGCGGUGGCUGCUAUUUCCUCCUGGGGCGACGCCACUUGGGGUGGUGCCGAGUGCAGACAUGGCUGAGGUAGCCACCCCAGUGUCACUGACAGAGUGGCUCUUGAACUACUACGACGCAACCCUGCAGGAGCUACAGCACUGUGGGUACGAGUGCAUUUGCGAGCCUGGCGACAUUAUGUUUGUGCCGUGCGGGUGGUGGCACUACAUCAUCAACCUCGAAGACUCCAUUGCCAUUACGCAGAACUACGUCUCGCGGAACAACUUGCCCAAGGUAACCAAGUUCUUGCGUGCCAUGAAGGGGUCCAUCAGUGGCAUUGACGAGGAUGCCGACACCUCGACGGAGGAGUCUACGGCAAAGCGGCAGCGCGGCUUUGCGAAGGAGUUCGAGGCCGCCAUGGAGGUGGCGCACCCAGCUUUGAUGCAGGACGUGGCGCGGCAGCUCGAUGAGGAGCGUCAGGAGCGGGAGAAACGCCGGCUUGGUCGCUUGAUGCUGCUAGACCCGUCUUCAGAGGGCUUUGCCUUCAGCUUCUAG